AUGGCGAAUAUGCCUAUCCUCCCAACCUUCGAUUCAUUUGGGGAGAGUUCCUCCCUAGGCCCACGAUGGGAAAGCUGGGUGAAGAGAUUUGAAGGGGCAAUGAUAGGAUUUAACAUCACUACUGCUCGCAGGAAACGUGCCCUUUUGGUACAUUACGGAGUAUGCCACAGUGGCAAUUCCAUCAAAGCACUUGAUGUCAAUACACCUGCUGACGUUGAUAGCAAUGCUGAUAGUGACUAUCUGUUCACAUUCAAAGAUAAGAACAAACCAUCAACCAAUAUAAUGAUCGAGGGAACAAGUUCUUCUAUAGUAGUCGAUUCCGGUUGCUCGAGGAAUGUCAUAGAUGAGACUACUUACCAGAAGUUGCAGGUGAAACUCAGAAGCACACCAAUUCUUCUGGUUCCGUAUGGUACAAAGACUCCUUUAAACGUGCUCGGGAAAUUCACUGGCCUCUUUGAAACGUCUAAGAAAGCUACGACAGCAGAGGCAUUCGUAGUCAAAGGCACAUACAGAUGUCUUCUGGGAUUGGCAACUGGGCAGGAACUUGGACUUAUCACUAUUCAUGAAAGCACAAAUGCUGUUAAUGCAGAUGUCGACUACGUAACAGCAUAUCCCAAUUUGUGGUCAGGGAUAGGAAAACUGAAGGGCAUGGAAGUGGAACUGGACAUAGAUAAUUCAGUUCCACCAGUGGCCCAGCGGUUUCGCAGCACUCCAUUCCAUUUGCUGAAGCAAAUAGAAAAGCAACCAGCUGAACUCCAGGAAGCAGACAUUAUUGAAGAUGCAACAGGUCUAACCCCUUGCGUGUCACCAAUAGUGCCAGUUCCGAAACCGAAUGAUCCAGAGAAUAUCCGGAUCUGUAUCGACAUGAGAGCGGCUAAUGCAGCUAUCAUACGUGAACGCCAUCCAACACCUACGAUGGAUGAAAUCCUCGCUGAGCUCAAUGGAUCGUGUGCGUUCUCCAAGUUGGAUUUGAAGUCGGGAUACCACCAACUUGAACUAGCUUCAGAAAGUCGAUACAUCACCACAUUUGCAACACAUGUGGGUCUGAAGUGCUACAAAAGACUGAACUUUGGCAUUUGUUCAGCGAGUGAAGUCUUCCAGAAUGCCAUAAGACAAACAAUUGAAGGCAUACCAGGAGUUGUAAAUGUGUCAGACGACAUUCUGGUUCAUGCACCUGAUGAAUCAUCACACAACGGACGACUCAAUGCCCUCUUCAAACGUCUGCAGGAGCGAGGGCUUUCACUGAACAAGCAAAAAUGCUGA
Strongylocentrotus purpuratus (purple sea urchin) is the source of this 1263-nucleotide messenger RNA. RefSeq lists its product as uncharacterized. The transcript is spliced from 2 exons. Lineage: Eukaryota; Metazoa; Echinodermata; Echinoidea; Camarodonta; Strongylocentrotidae. Bases 1 to 1263 code for a protein of 420 amino acids. The record is from RefSeq and is a predicted model, not a curated record.